Aspergillus neoniger CBS 115656 is the source of this 729-nucleotide messenger RNA. Its product is annotated as OBAP family protein. NCBI's taxonomy places the organism in Eukaryota, Fungi, Ascomycota, Eurotiomycetes, Eurotiales, Aspergillaceae. The transcript has 3 exons. The coding region runs from base 40 to 729 and encodes 229 amino acids. The record is from RefSeq and is a predicted model, not a curated record.
CCCCAAUAUACCUUUGCUUCUCAUAUCCAUAUCCACAAAAUGACCACCGAAACAACCGACGGCCUCCCCGGCACCGCCAAAACGACCAAAAGCCAAGUACUCGAAGCCGGCGCCAGCGCCAUCCAAGACUUCACGCCCGUGAAGCACAUCUGCGCACACCUGAACGCAUUCCACGUCUACGCCUCCGACAAGACGCGCUACGUGGAGGCAAAUCACUACUGUUCCCAUAUCACAGAGGAUCUACGCCAAUGCCUCCUCUACGACAGCACCGCGCCCAACGCACGCCUCCUCGGCAUCGAAUACAUGAUCACACCCAAGCUCUUCGCGACAUUACCCGCGGAAGAGAAGAAACUGUGGCACACGCACGUCUACGAAGUCAGCAGCGGGAUGCUGAUCAUGCCUGCGCCCGCGAGCGUACCGAAUGUCGUGUGGGAUGCAGCCGAGACGGCAGAAAUGAAGGAUAUCGUGCCGUUGUAUGGAAAGACGUAUCAUCUGUGGCAGGUGGAUCGGGGGGAUGCGGUGCCGAUGGGGGCGCCGGAGUUGAUGGCGAGUUUUACGAGUGAGGAGAGAGUGAAGAUUGCUUGUCCGGGGGGAUUGGGGGAGUUGGUGAAGGAGAGGGAUGAGAGGUUUGGGGUGGAUUAUAGGGAGAAGAGGGAGAAGAGGAAGGGGUUGGAGAGGGAGGGGGAGGGGGUGAUGGUUGAGGGUGCGGAUGGGAUGUGGGAGGAUUAG